AUGGGAUUCGGCACCGUGUCCACCCUCGGCCUCGUCGCUCUGGUCGCCUUUUUCGCGGGCCCAAUAAGCCAUUUCAUGCAAAUUGCAGGAGUCUUUCUCACUCCCAACUCGACAGUGCUAGGCGAAGGCCAGGGCCCAAUCUACAUCGAAGAUACCAUCCACUGCGAGGAUGUGCACCACUACCGCCCGGCGAACCUGCUGUUCACUGCCUGCGAGGACAACAAGAGCACACGGUUUAGCUGGUUCCCGCCGAUAGGCAACUUGCUACCACUCACGACCCAAGGCUCUAUCCAUGUCGUGAAUCCCAAGACUAUGAAAUCAACUCGUCUGGCAUUCGAGAACUUCCGAGGCCCCUUCCUGACACAUGGAAUCGAUGUCAUUAGGGAUCCCGAGCAGUCAGACGCAGUCUACAUCUACGCCGUCAACCAUUUGCCUAAUCUGGCAUACUUUGAAGCCGGCGAGCCCAAAGGCGUCCCCAAAUCCCAGUCUCAGAUUGAGCUCUUCCACUACAUCCUAAACUCCGAUUCCAUCCGUCAUGUACGCUCAAUCAACCACCCGCUCAUCAAAACCCCCAACGACAUCUACGCCAUCAGCCCGGUCUCUUUCUACGUCACCAACGACCACUUCCACCGCGACGGGCCCAUGCGGCUCAUCGAGGCCGUCUGGCGCUCAGCCAAGUGGUCUAACAUCAUCCACGUGCAGAUCGCCGAUCUGACAAGCAAAGACGCUCCUAUCGAAGCCUCCGUCGCACUGACAGGUCUAUGGAAUAACAAUGGUCUUGGGCACGGCCGCACUGACAACGAAAUCAUUAUUUCCAGCGCUAUGGGUGGUGAGGUCUUCCUCGCAACCCGACACAAGUCGAACCACUCUAUCUCCAUCGAUACCUCGGUCUCCGUUAGUGCUCUCGCGGAUAACCCGUCCUAUUACGAUGAUCCAUACCGCACGGACUCCCAUGAUGCAAGCGGAUAUCUUGUGGCCGGUGUCUCGCAUGCUAUUCGCAUGGUGGGUCAUUCUAAGGAUCCAAAUGAUGUGAUUCCGAUCCCAGUCCAGGUGUGGUAUAUGACUCUCAAUUCGCAUACUGGGGUCUGGGAGAAAAAGGUCCUGUUUGAGGAUGAUGGGUCCAGGAUUAGCACUGCGAGUGCGGCGGUACUGGUGCCCAUUCAGCCGAAGGCUGGCAAGAAGCUUGCAUGGCUCUUUGUUACUGGGUUCAUGUCGGAGAGUAUGGUGGCUGUACAGGUUGAGCUGUAG
Molecule: messenger RNA, 1248 nt
Organism: Penicillium robsamsonii
Lineage: Eukaryota; Fungi; Ascomycota; Eurotiomycetes; Eurotiales; Aspergillaceae
Product: serum paraoxonase/arylesterase family protein
Exons: 2
Coding region: 1-1248 (415 amino acids)
Source: RefSeq, a predicted model, not a curated record